This is a messenger RNA of Colletotrichum tamarilloi, 1677 nucleotides long. RefSeq lists its product as uncharacterized. Lineage: Eukaryota; Fungi; Ascomycota; Sordariomycetes; Glomerellales; Glomerellaceae. The record is from RefSeq and is a predicted model, not a curated record. The transcript has 2 exons. The coding region runs from base 1 to 1677 and encodes 558 amino acids.
AUGUCGGUCCUCAAGGAUGUAGCAUCUGGCAUCAUGGCGUGGACGAGGACGCCGCGCAACCAGACCUACAGAAAGCUCAACGCCGAGAUUGAUGCUGAAGCAUUACGGUCCCCCAGGUCAUAUGAUAAGCAAAGCUCCUCACAUAGACUCCAUAGGACGCCCCCUAAGGCUUUGAUAAUAGAUAUCACACAAUACAUACCCGAUUCGACCAGAGACACACUGUCAUCGUUGCCUCCUGUGGAGAAAGUUGGUCAGCGACGUCUCAGAAUCAUCGUGCCGGCCGAUGGCCCAUCUCCAGGAUUAUGCAAGAUGCUCAUGUCGGGUAUUGCAUCCGGCUAUCCCAGCUCGGUCAUUGUGAACUGGGGCCGCGACUUUCGAAAGUCUCCUGGCUGGUUCGGAGGCUCUCAUCUUGGCAAGAUCGAUGGCACCCUCGAGUUUCUUGAUUCAAUCACUUCUGAAGAAGCUCCAGACGAUGAACGCCUUGGAUCAGAUGACCUCGUUCUCCUCGUCGACGCCUACGAUGUCUGGUUUCAGCUGCCGCCAUCCGUCCUCAUUCGACGAUAUAUGGCGCAGAAUUACGCUGCAGACGAACGCAUUCGAAAGGAGUGGAUAGGAAGCCCUUCUUGGUUCUCGUCAAACUCAGGAAACAAUCUCAUACCGCGGCAGACUAUCAUCAUCUCGACCCAGAAGAAAUGCUGGCCCGAUGCUAGUCUUGGCUCUGACCCCCACUGCGACGAUCUUCCCGAGUCUAGUGCACGGGAGGACAUGUACGGGACCCAUACGGACGAAGAUCCCAAGCAAAUGCAUGACCUCCGCCCACGGUAUGUCAACAGCGGCAGUAUUAUGGGCCCCGUCGGAGAUAUGAAGCGUAUGUUCCGUCGUGCCCAAGAGAAAGUCGAUGAAAAACAGUCUGCCGGUGAAGGUAUAUUCAGCGACCAAGGUAUUUUUGCGGAGAUCUUCGGCGAGCAAGAGAUUUGGCGGACUUCUAAGCGACAAAACCACGAUGAAUGGGUGAAACUCCAAGCUGAUCAGCCUGAAAAGUCUGCUCAGGAACUUCAGCAAAAUGACUUCAGUGUCGGUCUAGACUAUAUCCAAGACCUUUUCACCCCUACCGUUUUCGAAGAAGAUGAUGGGCUAUACAUUGCGUCGUCAGAUGGUCCUGGACUCCGACAAGCCGCGGCCGAUAGAGGCAUUGAUCCACCAAGGGUAGCUGGCAUCCCAGGAGACAUGCUUGGUUUACGCAGUCCUAUCCAAGAGACUGCCAUUGACAAGAAUAUGGGAUGGCAAGAUCUUCCGCUUUACACCGAUUUCUGGAGUACUUCAGUGCCAGUUGUGGUACACCAUAAUGCCCAUCGUAAUGGCUUAAAAGGCCAGAGACUGCGCGAUUGGUGGAAGAACAACUGGUUCUUUCCUUAUCUCCGAAGUUUACUAGAGCUGCACUCAAAAUCACGAGAGGCCCUGGAGCCGCUGCUCAGAGUUCCGGGUCGUAAUGGAGUGGAAGACUUGGUUUACACAGCACCGGCAUCAGAUGCUCAGAAGAGGAAGCCCCGCAUCUUCAAGAAACAGGAUCUCAAAGAACAAGGGUUGGCAGAAGCAGACUGGGACAGUCUGUGUAAGUCUGAGGGUCAUGACGAGUGGUGGAACGACGUUUUGCAGGACGGUGACGGACCUCUCUAG